AUGUAAAAAUUGGAAAUCCAAAAAAUAGUUGGUAAAAGAAUUAAAAACUCUAAAUUAGAAUAUUUAGCCUUAUGUAAUCAAGGAUAUGUUUGGUUGUCUAUCAAACUUUUAAAAUAUAAUUUAAGAUUAGUAGCCGAGUAUGAAUAUAUUUCACUUCAAAAAUAAAAGGAUAUUGUAUAAAAUAUUGAUAAUUUUGAAAUUAAAUUGACUUUUGAUCAAAAGACUGAAAAGAAUCAAUUGAAAGAAGAUGAAGAAUAAAUAGAUAAAUCUUUUAAUCAAAUUAAUAAGUAAGAUAUAUCAGAAUUAGAAGUAAGGAGGAGAAGAAGGUUUGAUUAAUUUAUUUGA
Messenger RNA from Paramecium sonneborni, 345 nucleotides. Lineage: Eukaryota; Ciliophora; Oligohymenophorea; Peniculida; Parameciidae. The record is from the annotation of a GenBank genome assembly.